AUGGGUAUGCUUUCAGGGUUUCUUAAGCUUAUCCUUCUCCAUGGGAUGUUUCUUGGGUUGGCUCAAGGCAAAGUCCAUUACCAUGAAUUUGUUCUGAAGGAGGCUAACUUUACAAGGUUGUGUGAAACCAAGAGCAUGUUGGUUGUGAAUAACAGUUUUCCAGGACCUGUCAUUCGUGUAACAAAAGGGGACACCGUAUAUGUUAAUGUCCAGAAUCAAGGAAACUAUGGUCUUACUAUUCACUGGCAUGGAGUGCAUCAACCAAGAAACUCAUGGUCAGAUGGUCCAGAGUACAUUACACAAUGCCCGAUUGAACCUGGAUCAAACUUUACUUAUGAGAUCAUAUUUUCGGAUGAAGAAGGAACACUUUGGUGGCAUGCACAUAGUGAUUGGACACGACAUAGUGUUCAUGGUGCAAUUGUUAUUUUGCCGAAAGAGGAAACCGGUUAUCCAUUCCCACAACCGGAUAGAGAAGAAAUUCUUGUAUUUGGAUCUUGGUAUAAGGGCGAUGUGAAUAAGGAAGUUAAUGAGGACCUCGAAACUGGUAAUGUCACUCCUCAAUCAAAUGCUUACACUAUCAAUGGCCAACCGGGAGAUCUGUGCCCAUGCUCUAAUGAAAGUACAUACCGCUGGCAAGUAGAACAUGGCAAGACCUAUCUUCUUCGUUUAGUCAGUGCAGUCAUGAAUGUAGAAAUCUAUUUUGCAAUUGCUCAACAUAACCUCACUGUGGUAGGAAUGAGUGGAUCAUAUGUUAAGCCCAUACUCACUGAUGUUGUCAUGAUAUCCCCAGGACAAACAAUGGAUGUUUUGGUCACAGCUAACCAACCUCUUGGUCGUUAUUACAUGGCUGCUAGACAAUAUGAUAGUAUUAGGCAAGGUGUCAAAAACUAUGACAAAGUGAAUGUCACAGCAAUUCUUGAAUAUAGAGGCAACUACACUCCCUCAGUGAGUCCAAGUUUUCCAAACAAUCUCCCAACCUAUGCAGACUUCAGUCCUGCAAUAGAAUUCAUGAAACGUAUUAGGAGCUUAGCAAAUAAAGAUCAUCCGAUAAAUGUCCCCCAAAACAUAACUACUAGAAUGUAUGUAACAGCUUCCGAGAACAAUGUUCUCGUUGACUUGGGGGGAGAAAAUGUAACUGCUCUUGCUUCGAGCCUAAACAACAUUAGUUGGGUUAACCCUACCACAGAUGUACUACUUGCCUAUUACAGGAACAUAAGUGGGAUUUUCACCGCAGAUUUUCCAGACAAUCCACCUUCAUUUUUCAACUUCACUGAAGAUGAUUCUCCGGAUGACACAACUCUGUCUGUUCAGGGGACCAAGGUAAAGAUGCUGAAUUAUAAUGAAGAGGUGGAGAUAGUGUUUCAAGGUACUAAUUUGCUAGAUGUAUCGAUGGAUCACCCAAUGCAUCUUCAUGGGUACUCCUUCUAUGUGAUAGGCUCGGGUUAUGGGGUCUUUGAUAUUGAGACUGACCCAAAAGGCUACAAUUUUGAUGAUCCACCUAAGUUGAACACUGUUACACUCCCUAAGAAUGGAUGGGUUGCCAUAAGAUUCAAAGCAAGUAAUCCUGGAGUAUGGUUAUGGCAUUGUCAUUAUGAACGACAUUUAAGUUGGGGUAUGAGCAGUGUCUUUAUAGUGAAAAAUGGUGGGACACCGGAGACGAGUAUACGCGAACCCCCACCUUACUUGCCUCCUUGUAAGGAUUCAUUUACCAGUAGGCUCCUACAAUACGAGAACUUAGAUGGGAAUAGACUGAAUAAGAUUGAUUAGUUAGACAUCACUUAAAAAGUAUUUGCUAAGCUUACAACUUGAGGCAGUGUUAUAAUUUCUCUAAAUAGUUUUCAAGUAAGAAUUCAAGUGCCUGUCUUUGGAAGUUUAAAUGUUGUUUUGAACUAUUUUGUUAAGUAUUGUAAUGUGUCUUGUAAGUUGUAUUUGUCUUGUAAGAUGCAUGUGUUUUAAGUAGUGGAGGUUGCAAUGAAUAUAAAAAGUGUUGUAAUUGUAUUAAUUUAUUUUCUUGUAUUUGUGAAAUUUAUUUGUAAUGAGUUUAGUAUUAAGUUGGUGAAAAUUGCUCAAGAAGUUGAUCUCGUAACUUGGCUUGCAAGUGGUGCAACUCAUGAAGGUCACAUGAGGAGCACAUGCCAAUAGCUGAAGAGUCAGUGAGUUUCGUGACUCAUCUUGCAACUUGGCCAACUCGCAAGAUGACCCGCGAAAUGCACUAAUUAGCUGGAUUUUAAGUGUGACCUUUCCUCUUCUUUACCCUACUAUAUAUACUCUUAUUACCCACAAAAUUCCAAAGAGACUAUUCAGAAGAAAAUCCUAGAGAGGUCUUUACAACACACCCACCCUUGUUUAAAGAGAGCAACUCAUCCUUAAGUGAGAAUACCUUUGUAGUCUCUUCUCUUUCCCCUCUCCCAUUGUUAUACCUUGAGAGGAGAUUUGUACCCAAAUAUAACUCACAUCUAUUCAAAGUAUAGAGAGUAUUUUGGAGCUUGGGAAGCAUUUGAGAUUUGCCAAAAGAAGCUGGUGAGGCUUGGCGGAUGCAAUCGGGUGGUAUUGUGAGAUCUGGAUAACUAGCGAAGACAAGAUUCCGAGAAAUCCAUUGGUAGCUGGAGCUUGGAGGGUUUAAGUACAUUGAAUAGAUUAGGCUUAGA
Molecule: messenger RNA, 2648 nt
Organism: Quercus lobata
Lineage: Eukaryota; Viridiplantae; Streptophyta; Magnoliopsida; Fagales; Fagaceae
Product: laccase-14-like
Exons: 7
Coding region: 1-1767 (588 amino acids)
Biological process (GO): lignin catabolic process
Cellular component (GO): apoplast
Molecular function (GO): copper ion binding; hydroquinone:oxygen oxidoreductase activity
Source: RefSeq, a predicted model, not a curated record